Episyrphus balteatus (marmalade hoverfly) is the source of this 1148-nucleotide messenger RNA. RefSeq lists its product as uncharacterized. The record is from RefSeq and is a predicted model, not a curated record. Bases 291 to 1148 code for a protein of 285 amino acids. NCBI's taxonomy places the organism in Eukaryota, Metazoa, Arthropoda, Insecta, Diptera, Syrphidae. The transcript has 3 exons.
UUAAUAGCUACCCAAGAAGAAGAAGAAAAGAAGAAAAUUGCCUGCAGUGUCUGAGUGGUUGACAUUUUACACGAUGUAAAUUACCCAAUGUGUCAUUUUUUGUCAGCUAUUAUGCGUCAGAAUGUCGACCGUUGUCGCAAACGGUGCAAGCAAAUUAAUUGCCUCAAUCGCUAAGGAGUAUAAAUCUCCUGCAUAAGUCGUAAAUUUUAUUCGUUUAAAACGAAGUGGAUAAAGUUUCGUUUUUAUUUGAAAGCAACCCCUACACAACCACACCGCUAUACUAUACUGCAAUGAUGGCAAUAGCGAUGGCGUUAUACAUCGCUGCGUUUUUUCUAUUGCAGAGCACUUUUUUGUUUGGUACUUUUUCCUGUCUUCAAGUGAAAUCCUUUGGCGAUUUUUUAAAAUACAACCACCUUAAACAUGGUAUCAUUAUAAUUUGCAACGAUGUUGCGCUUCCUGUGCAAGAGCUAAAGGCGAUUUCAAAAAAAUCUUUUUAUCUGUCAUAUAUUUAUGUUGGCCAAAUACACUCCGACGACGCUGCGAACAACUUUGAGUUCAAGGAUUUUUUCUACCAAAAAGGUCCGCCAAAAGUUGGAGUUUCCCUUGAUAUUGAGUGCCAAUCAGAGACACUCACCAUCUUAAAGUCUGCAUCAGCCAACAACUUUUUCAAUUCAUCACUAGCAUGGUUUAUACUGAGUAAAAGCAUUGGGAUGGCAACGGAGGCACUUGCGAAACUUGAAAUAAACAUAGACGCAGAUAUAACACUUGGUAUAAAAAUGCAAAAGGAAGACAUUCUGCGGCUAUAUGAUUUGUACAAAGUGUGUCAUCAGUGUGGCACUGCUUUUCAGAGUUUGGAGAAAGGCAGUUGGAGUGACAGUGAAGGCAUGCAAGUUUUACCAUAUUUUUGGCAAACGACAGUACAACGCCGGAGGAAUUUCAGUGAUAUAACCUUGAGUGGCGGAGUUGUGAUAAAUGCUGCCCCAAAGAAAACAUCACUUUCAGCUUACAUUGAAAGUUACAAGGCAAAGCACUUAGACGCUAUGCAGCGUAAAACUUAUCAUCUCUUGAAGAUUAUGAAGGACAUUUACAAUUUUCGGAAAGUAGCAAACAUUUCUUUUUUUUAUCUCAAAUUCUUUUUCUUUCUAUGA